CUCCUGGGUGUGUGGUCGCCAUGAUGGCUAACCAGUAUUUUGACGAUGACGCUCUUCCCCGAACUCUGUACGUUGGAAACUUGGACCGGCAGGUGACAGAAGCCUUCAUACUACAACUAUUCGGUCAGAUAGGGCCGUGCAAGAGUUGUAAAAUGAUAGCAGAGCACGGUGGUAACGAUCCGUAUUGCUUCGUGGAGUUUGUAGAACACAGUCACGCUGCAGCGGCAUUGCAAACUAUGAACGGAAGGAUGAUUUUGGGCAAGGAAGUCAAAGUAAAUUGGGCCACAACACCAAGUAGUAUGAAGAAGGACACAAGUAGUUUGUCAGAUCAUCACCAUGUGUUUGUGGGGGACUUGUCUAGUGAAGUUGACACGCCAGAUUUGAAAGCAGCAUUUGCACCAUUUGGACAAAUCUCAGACGCUCGUGUAGUUAAGGACUUACAAACAAACAAAUCUAAAGGAUAUGGCUUUGUUUCUUUUCUCAAUAAAGUGGAUGCAGAGAAUGCCAUACAGGGAAUGAAUGGACAGUGGUUGAGUGGGAGAGCAAUUCGUACUAAUUGGGCCACACGUAAACCUCCACCGCCUCGGCAGCCAGAAAGUUUUUCAUUUGCGUCUGCAGCCACCAAACAACUAUCCUAUGACGACGUGUGCAACUCUUCUAGCUAUACCAACACAACAGUUUAUAUUGGGGGUGUGACAACAGGACUGACGGAGGGAAAAAUGAGGGAAACUUUUUCUCACUAUGGACAUAUACAAGAAGUUAGGAUAUUCCCAGAUAAAGGAUAUGCUUUUAUUCGAUUCAUGACUCAUGAGAGUGCAGCACAUGCAAUCGUCUCAGUGAAUGGAUCUCAGAUAAACGGACACAUGGUCAAAUGUUCCUGGGGUAAAGAGUCCUCUGAUCCUUUGUACCAAGCACAGCCAAAUACCUAUCCUGGCUAUUACAAUUACCAACAGGGACAAUGGAAUCAAUACUACCAACAGUAUGCUACCCAGCAGCCCCAGGUGCAGCCACAGCAAUAUAUGGGAGGAGCGGCUGCUGUGCCACAACAAAGCAGCUAUUACUACCCACAAUAUCAAGGACCGAAUGUAAUGGUUGGAUACAACAUGCCAGCUGGUUAUGGUGCACAGGCUGGGCAGCCUACAUUAACACAACAAAGUUAUGCAGCUGGUCAGCAACAGCCGACAAUGAAUCAAGUCCUGCCGAGCAACCCUGGCGGCCUUCUGCCCACUCCUGCAUCUCAACCAAGCUACAUGCAGCCACAAGGGUACCAGGCCCAGUAAAGGAGUCUUCAGAAAACAUGUGACGUUGCCAUGGGAAUAUCAUCAUCAUCGUUGUCAUAGAAUAGAGACUGAAGGUUUUGUGUACCAAGGACUGCAUGUUUUCUUCCCAGGACACAAACACACCUAAUUGUUACAACGUGUCAAGAUGAUGGACGAUAUACCAGUGGUAACACCACUAACUGUUGUACAUAAUGUCACACGAAUGUAUAAUUUGAGUCAAAUUCAAAUAAAUUUUCCUGUGAUAGAAAUGUUCAAGCAAGGCGUUCUACAGAAUGAACAUUGGCUUGAAAGCAUUGUUCAUUAGCCAGGGUCUGUAAUCUAGGCUGCAAAUUACAAUGAAUUAAUUUUAUUCAUCUGCGGCAAGGUCUCUGAUUGACAGCUGUAUUUUAGUUGGACACUUUUACUGGCUAAUCAUUUCAUUGUCCAUCCAUAUUAUCAUGCUUUCUUUUGUAGACUAGAGAACUGGCAGUAUCCCGGUGAUAUUGUUGCCUUCAUCUGCUGUAUAGCAUUUCCUAAGUUAGGCAAGAAUUUUUGAAUUAAAAAAAAAAAAAAAUUAAUAAUUAUAUGUAGUAAGUUUUGAAGAAAAGUAUGAAAGAAAAAAAACAAGACACGUCCAAAUCAGUUUACUAUUUUGUCGGAACCAUAAAAGUAUUUUUCUGAUAACCUUGUCAAAAAUGGUGUCAAACAGAGGCCUUGCUGCAGUACCACAGAUUCAUUUGUGUAAAAAGAUUUUUAAAAUGGCUGGUAUCAGCCAAACUGUGUAAAGAUCUAUAGUAACUAGUAACCCCUACCCUCAGUAGUAUAGUUUACAAAGGUAUAAGAAAAAAAAUUGUUGGUGCCCUUGCGUGAAAGAUAGUAGUUAGAGCAGUGCGUGUGUGUGUGUGUGUGUGUUUUGCUCGUAUAGCAGCAUUGUGACAAGAAUACAGUGUGUAUAAGCUGUCAGAGGCAGGCUGACAUUACUAGACAUAGGUAUAUAUGUGGUAGUAGUCCAAAGUACAGUGUUGUGCCAGCUUCACUUUUUUGUUUGUCAGUUUCGAAACCAGCAAAAGAAAGACUUAGAAAUUCACAAAACAGUAGUUGCUUAUUGACAGACCGUGUCUGAGUCUGAAUGGUAAAGUUCCUUUUUAAAACAGUGUUUAUACAAAAUGAUCACACCCCCUCCCCUAUUCAUAUUGUUAAUGUAAAUGUUGGUACUCUCUGCUUGUGCAUUCACAGCUUGAUUCAGCUGUCUUCAAUAUCUUUUAUGCCACCAAUAUUAUGGGAUAGAUUGAGAUUUUUCAGAAACUGACUGCUGGUUUUUUUGUUCAUGGUGUUGACGGGGAAAUCAAGUUGUAUUUUUUUUAUUUUAAAUAAACUCUGUGUAGCACAUAUUCUCAGAUCUCAGGCAAAUUCUCUAUUUUCUAUUUUCAUUGGAUUUCAGAUAAAACGAAUGGAACGCUUCAAUAUUUUGUCUCCACCAGCUUUUUGACCCUUGUGUUGCCCGCAGUUUAUAUAAACAAGAACAAAACUUCUCUUUUUUGAAAAGAAAUAAUUUGUCCGUAAUUUGUGUAUACUUCCUAAUAUAUAUUUAGAUACAAUAAAAGAUGCAUCAAAAUUCCAGAUUGUGUACAGGCAUCGUAUGAAGGUUUCUUCUUUUCCUAGAUACAAGUCCGUUUUAUAGAGAAAACUUUUAAAAAAGGCAGCUGUUUUCAUAAUUUAAAUUUUUGUUUUCGUAAGUUAUGCAUACGAUUUGAUGGUAACUCAAGGGUUUAUUAGAGUUAUGGUGGAAGAUGGUUCGGGUACUUUAUGCUUUAUGGGUACAUACUUUUUAGAUGCUGUGUAAAAAUAAACUUGAUUUUGGCAUUUUGAUGGAGUUUGGUUUUUAAAAUCAAGAAAGACAAUGUUUUCAACUUGUGCUACUUUUUGAGGUAGAAUCUUCUAAAAUUUGUUUAGAUUUUGAUAAGAGUGUCACCUUUGAUAUUACCUGGUAGGAGAAAAUGAUUUGUAGCAUUAUGCUCUGGAUCAUCUGCAUUCUUAUCUCCUAGUAACUGCAUCAAUUUUGUAUUUAAAAAAAGAGAGGGCAAUAUUUUAGUUUCUAUAAAGUCCUUUCAUUUGUUUCUGGUCGAAGUAGUGCUCAGUGUGUUGUAUUAUUAUUGUUUUUGCUUUGUAUUUAUGUCAAAAGAGGUACUUUUAAAGUACUGAUUGUUGUCAGAAUCUUGUAUAAAAAAAUAAUAUCAGUCUGAAUUGAUGUAUUUGUAAUUUGUACAUAACUGAGAAAAAAUCUUUUGAUACACACAAUAUACCUGUGACCUAUGACUUCUGUGUGCUUUACAUGUGAUCACAUGACCCCCCCCCCCCCCCAUAGUACAUGGGCAGUUCAUACCUGUGAAGAUCCUGGUGUAAAGACAGUGCUGGCCUAAAAUUUUAAAAAGAUUAAAAAAAAUGUGUUUUCUUUUUGAGAAAGAGAGAGAGGAAAAACAAAUAAGUGCUUAAAUUUAGUAUAUGGGCAAUCUUAAUCCCAAUGAAUGUCUUGUUUUUAAGGGUAUAGUCGUAGAAUGUAACCAUAGACACAAAAUAUGCAGUUAAACUUACUGGGGUAGCAGAAUAUCUAGUCUGGUAAAAAUAUAAAUUAUGAUUGGAUUUAAAGAUUGGGGGAAAAAGUUGUAGUUAGCUAGAUAAAAACUGUAAUCUUUUAGACUGUAGUAUUGUUGAGUUUGUAGUUUAUUGUAUCAGACUGUCAAAACCAGUUGCCAUGGUAACGAAGCUCCUAAGAAAAGCGUUGUAAUUCAUUUGACAUCUGGUUUUGCAGAUGAACAGAAAAAAGCAAAUAAAAAUAUAAUUUGUAAAUUU
Messenger RNA from Saccoglossus kowalevskii, 4109 nucleotides. RefSeq names its product cytotoxic granule associated RNA binding protein TIA1-like. Lineage: Eukaryota; Metazoa; Hemichordata; Enteropneusta; Harrimaniidae. Gene Ontology annotation, biological process: nuclear-transcribed mRNA catabolic process, nonsense-mediated decay; cytoplasmic stress granule assembly; regulation of mRNA stability. Gene Ontology annotation, molecular function: mRNA binding. Gene Ontology annotation, cellular component: cytosol; cytoplasmic stress granule. The record is from RefSeq and is a predicted model, not a curated record.